Messenger RNA from Notechis scutatus (mainland tiger snake), 1359 nucleotides. RefSeq names its product mercaptopyruvate sulfurtransferase (gene MPST). NCBI's taxonomy places the organism in Eukaryota, Metazoa, Chordata, Lepidosauria, Squamata, Elapidae. The record is from RefSeq and is a predicted model, not a curated record. Gene Ontology annotation, cellular component: mitochondrion. Gene Ontology annotation, molecular function: thiosulfate-cyanide sulfurtransferase activity.
CCUUUUCUCCGCCCCUGGAGGUAGAAUAAGGAAGGGAGAAUAAGCCGCUGGGCGAGGGGCGGCUUGCGCGGAACGCUUUGAAGAUUCAGAGAGCCAUCCGAGUGCCAGUGGAAACCCCAGGUGACAUCCAAACCCAAACAGCCUGUGAGUGCCAUGUCUCAGCAGCUUCUCUACCGGGCAUUGGUGACUGCUAAAUGGGUGUCAGAAGUUAUCAAGUCUCCUCAAACGGGAUCAUCUGUGAAGCUCUUGGAUGCCUCUUGGUACCUUCCCAAAAUGAAACGUAAUCCCCAGAGAGAGUUUGAAGAUCGCCAUAUUCCAGGAGCCGCUUUCUUUGACAUUGAUCAUUGCAGUGACCGCACAUCACCUUAUGAUCAUAUGCUUCCCAGUGCAACAGAUUUUGCAGAGUACGUGGGCAAACUAGGAGUGAGCAGUGAUUGUCAUGUUGUGGUGUAUGAUGCAAGUGACCAGGGCUUGUUCUCAGCUCCCCGGGUCUGGUGGAUGUUCCGAGCUUUUGGCCAUGAUGCAGUUUCCCUUCUAAAUGGUGGGCUGAAGAACUGGAUGAAAGAGGGGUAUCCUGUCACUUCUGGAAAGAGUCAUCCUGCUUCUGCUGAAUUUCAUGCUUCUCUGGAUAAAUCAAUGGUGAAGACCUAUGAGCAGGUGAAGGAGAACAUUGACUCACACCAGUUCCAGGUAGUAGAUGCACGAUCUGCUGGAAGGUAUGCUGGGACGGAACCAGAGCCCCGACAAGGAAUCGAACCUGGUCACAUCCCUGGCUCUGUGAACUUUCCUUUCACAGAAUUCCUCACUGAGGCAGGCUUGGAGAAAAGCCCAGAAAUUAUCCAAAGCUUAUUUCAAGAGAAGAAAGUAGACCUCUCCAAACCUCUUGUGGCUACUUGUGGAUCAGGAGUCACCGCUUGCCACGUGGCAUUAGGAGCAUAUCUGUGUGGGAAGCCAGAUGUGGCCAUUUAUGAUGGGGCUUGGGUAGAGUGGUUCAUGCGCGCACAGCCUGAAGACAUUAUCUCAGAGGGGAUGGGGAAGAGCCUCUGAAGCACAGCCUUCUGCUGAGACAAAAAACAUUCAAGAAGGGGAUGGCCUUCAGGAUGUUCCACCUGUUGAGUGAAAUGUUUUAAUGAUGAAUUGGGGGAUUUGCCAUUCUUUAGCUUGUCUCCAUUGCUAUGUAUAGACACUGCCCAUUUUUCAAAGCAGAGAAAGCACUAAUUAUGGGAAGAUUAAUUUUGCAUUGUAACUAUGGCAAAUUGUGUCAUACUUCUGGCUAUUUAGUAUUAAUUGUUCCUCCACUGAAUCCUGUAAUUUGGUUUCUAUUCAUUUUCAUGAAAAUGCCAUAGUACAAAUAUUUUU